Molecule: messenger RNA, 1379 nt
Organism: Eucalyptus grandis
Lineage: Eukaryota; Viridiplantae; Streptophyta; Magnoliopsida; Myrtales; Myrtaceae
Exons: 4
Coding region: 182-928 (248 amino acids)
Source: RefSeq, a predicted model, not a curated record
CUCUCUCUCUCCGUGUUUCGGUCCUUUGGGUCUGUCUGUCUGAAGAGGAAGCGUCCCAUAAAGGAACAGGGGAGCGCUCUCUCUCUCUCUCUCUCGGAGAAUUACGGUCGAUCUGAAGAGAGAGAAAGUGGGAGAAUUUGAGACGGGAAGAGAGGUGGGAAAGAGAGAGAGAGAGAGAGAAAUGGCCAGGAACGACGGAGCGCGGUCGAGCUUCCCGUUGAGCUUCUGGGAGGUGGCGGCUGCCUCAACGGUGGUGGUUGGCUUCGGUCUCGGCCUCCUGGGCGUUUACCUGACCAUGCCCGCAUCCGACUACAGCUUCCUCAAGCUCCCUCGUACCCUCCAAGAUCUUCAGAUCCUUCGAGACCAUCUCGAGGGCUACACAAGCGACUACACCCUGCAAGUCCUGGUUGGUUACUCCAUGGUCUACAUAUUCAUGCAGACUUUCAUGAUCCCGGGAACUGUGUUCAUGUCGCUGCUCGCAGGAGCGCUUUUUGGAGUUCUUAAGGGCAUGGCCCUGGUUGUGUUCACUGCCACUGCCGGCGCUUCUUCAUGCUUUUUCCUAUCGAAAAUGAUCGGACGGCCCAUUGUCUUCUCUCUUUGGCCUGAUAAGUUGAAGUUCUUCCAAGCUCAGGUGGCUAAAAGAAGAAAAGGACUGUUGAACUACAUGCUCUUCCUUAGGGUGACUCCAACCUUGCCUAACACAUUCAUUAACUUCGCUUCCCCAAUAGUCGAUGUGCCAUAUCACACCUUCUUCCUUGCUACUGUCAUUGGACUUAUCCCUGCAGCUUAUGUCACUGUCAGGGCUGGACUAGCUCUGGGAGAGUUGCAGUCUGUUGGAGAUCUUUAUGACUUCCAUUCCAUUGCCACUCUAUUUUUCAUUGGGAUAGUCUCGGUUACUCCGACACUUAUGGGCAAGAAGGGCUCAUAAUGCCAGAUUAUCAACUCGCUCAUCCUACCUUGCGAGCAUGCAAAUCCUUUUCCUCGGGUCACCAUUCGGUUCCAUGUCGACCUCUGUAUGGAUAAACAAACGCGAAGCACUCUCUAUACUGAGUAAAUUUCGUCAGCACCUGGGAGAUCGAUUCUGCAUGGGAUAACUUGGAAAAAGCGUCAGUUACCAGCCCUUGAUCCCAACCCCGGCCUGAUUAAACAGGAAUUGUUAUCUUAGUAUUAGAUAAAGGUGAAGGAGUUGUUAUUUUAGUGUCCUGGUAUACCUGAUUGAUGUUUUCCCCUUAGCAAGAAGGGAAAAUGGAAAGAAAAGAAAUUUCAUUGUAUAUCAUUGUUAAUGUGAACUAUUUGGUAGAAUAUUUCUCUGUGGAAUUGGCAUCUAUGUAUUACACUCAGAUACGAUUUAAGUAUUAUCAUCUUAAUUCGGCUUGACC